AUGGAUUCAUCAUGCCUUUACCAAAAGAAAAGUCGCUCACUCACAAACCACGUGACUAGCACGUUCAAUUGGGCUACGCUUUUGUUGCUGUUCAAGAGGACGGACAGCGAACGGACUUAUCCAGUGGCGGCCAAUAUUUCAGAUUUGCUGCCCUGGAUGGCUCCUAUACACAAUGCAUUUGCUACUCGGCUACUGGCUGAACUUCUUGGACAUGAAGUGGACAGUGGCCUCUUGCUGAAAGAGGAACGUCCAAACAACAACCCACAGACUCUUCAUGUAAAGUGUGCCAUUGUUUUGGGGAAGGAAGUGGUAAACUUCCCCAAGAAGAUCUUGGAAGAAGAUAUUCCUCCUCCAUUAUGGAAAGUCAUCUCCGAGUAUAUGUGUCCCUGGACGCUACUUAAGCUUGGAGGAGAAUUUCUUACACGCAAAGGUGUAAAUGUGGCUGAGUGCUGGCGUAACCAUUACAAUCGUCGCUGGCCCUGGAAGUAUGGACGCAGUGCAUUGGAUCUUCUUGACCGUCACAACCUCACCCACAGACAGCUUUAUAUUGAUAGGCACUUCAUGAAGUUACUUGAAGAAUAUUACCGCAUGUACCCGUUUGGUCAGCUGAAAGCCAACCAUCCUGAAAGAAUUUUGAGUCAUGACCUAAUGUGGUGCUCUGUGAAUGAAUAUGAUCCCAAAGUUCCUUGCUAUUUGCCAAAAAAGGUGCAGGCCACUAUGAAAAAAGAUACAAUGGGCAGUCGAGUGCUGGCCCUAGCCAAGCAUGUCACUUCACUCACCCUCAAUGCUUCACUCUCUCUUUUCCUUGAGGACCACUGGGAACUGGUCAUGGAGCUCCUUGAAUCUGUCGAGCUUUUGCGUAUCCAAUGUUAUCCGACUGUGACUGAAUCCAACUGUUGCUGGAACAUCAUAGAAACAUUCCUGCGCCAUGGAAAGCUGCAGGAGUUCUCGCUGACAUUUGCCAAGUGCAGUGAUGGGUUUGUUGACUUGUUUGAGCGCCUAAUGACCAUUUGUGCUGGUCUGGAUCAUUCUGAUAUGGUCAGUUCAAAUGACCUUAACUUUGACUGUGAUAUAUCUGGGUGUUCAGAUGACAUUUUUGAUGUGAGCCUUGAUCAGAUGGGACAGUCAGUAGAGAAAAAACUCGGGGGCCAUCAAUCAGAGAACUUGUAUUUUUGUACUGAUUCUUGCAGUAGUUUUAGGCAAAGCUGUUACCGGUCAUUCAAAAGACCAAGUACUAGUUCCUUGUUUGAGAAUUCAGAUGAUAAGGAUGAGGAAACUGAAUCCUAUGUUAAUAAGGACGAAGUGGUUCAUUAUGAUAAUAAUGGUAGCACUUACGAGGCAUAUCCUUGCCCAAAACAUGCAGUGAAUUUUUCAAACACCAGACAAAUUCUUAGUGAAAACGAACUGGAUGCCAACAGACCUGGGGUUCCUCUAAGAUGCAAGAAAUUUUGUCGGAACCUCUCUUCUUAUCUCAGUAAAUCUCAAUCGGGGUCUGCAAGUGAGACAAACUUGCUAAAUUCAAUGUUGAGGCAUCAACGCCUUAGCAGCCAUUCUCCUUCAUCUUUUAGACAUUCUCAUUGUCACACAAACCUGGAGGCCAGUCCAAAAUCCCGUAAGUGCUGGAAGAGCUCUAUCAACUGGUUCGAUUCUAAGAAUUGUCCUCAGUCUGAAAAUGUCAACUGCCUGUCUCAAGCUAAGCUGGAUGGUGGCUGUUGUUGCCGGUUAUAUGAAUGUCCAACACAAACAGGCAAAUUUUCAAAGCUUUGUCCAUACUGGACGAAAGAAGACAACUUUCCAUAUCUCUCCACAACUCGGCUACAUUCCAUGAAGUAUGAAACGAAGCGCAAAACUUCUUUUUCAGUCUUGACCGCCCUUUUGUCGAACUCGUAUGACGAAUUGGCCGAGGUCAAACAGCUGAAACCAUCAGACCGGCACAGGUAUUACAGGCCACUAGGUAAGCUGCAUAAUCAUUCUUCAUCAAGCGCAAAUGCUGGGACCACGUCUGGACAUUCUGGGAGUAAUGGCGUGACCCAGUGGAGUGAGGGCAACAUGCAGGGCAUUCUCUGUGAACAGGAGAACCUCUCAAACUGCUGUAUGAAACCAGAGAAGAACAAACCGGAGAAUAGGACAUUCUCUUUGUUUGACUCCACGGCUACUACCUCUUCUUCCAUCACCACCCCACCCAACUCUCCUAAUACAUCUGACCUCAACCCUGCCAUGCCACCAACACAGAACUUUAAACAUGAAGAAUCUACAGUCCCAUUAGCCAACAAAUGGGAACGUCCGCAGAAUAGCAAGGACACGGAAGCAAGUAAUCUCCAGUCGUUGCUAGAUAGCAUAAACGGUGAAGACCAACAGCUGGUUAAAUUGGAGUCAAAUUUCAAAAACCCAAAUGGCUUGAGUAACCGUAAACGGCGGCAUUCUGGGGGGAAGGAGGCAGCGGCGACACGAAGAGGGUUGGCUGCUGAUACAAGCCCAACGCCAAAACCAAAGAAUCAUGACAAACGCCGCGUUUCUUUUGACAUCUAUGCAGACUUGGAUGACAACUUCUCUUCCAAAUCCCGGUCUGUUACCGAUGACCCUGAUGUCUUGCAGAGGGGGGCUGAUUCUCCGGAUUCGGGCUGUCGGUUGCAGUCACCAACUCUGAGUCAGCAAAACUCACCAAAUUCAACACCCAAAAGCUGCAAGUCGGACAGUUCCUUGUGGGACUUGUGCUUGGGACUUACAAAAAGUAACAGUGGUGCAUAUAUCUCAAAGGCGACACAUGGUUUGAAGUCUCUUCGGAUUAUUGGUGAUCCAGCUCCACAUAUCGGCUACGUCUUGAGGGACAUCCUUCCCAUGUGGCCAGCCUUACAAAAACUGUAUUUGAAUGUUACUGGCUUAAAUAAUCCCAAAUUAUUGGAUGUAAUUGGUGAUUUGCUUGAUAAAAAGCAACUGAAAGAUCUCAGCAUCAUUGGUUGUGAAACUGAAGAUGGCGUUUUCCGUAGAGCAUUACAAUGUCUGCACAAUAGUUACAGAGAUGAUGGUGAAAAGAAUGGAUUAAAUCUAUUGAAUAUCCAGAGUUUUGCUGAUCCCAGCAUCACUUGUUCAGCAACUUUGCCUCCAGCUGAACCUCUCUAUGGUGUCAAGAACCUCAUUUUGCGGGAUAACAUAUUUGAUUUGUUUGGGGUGUCUGGUUUGCUGCGCAUAAUUGAAUUUGACAAUGCCCUCAUCAAGUUGAACCUUAAGUGCAGCUACCUUCAUGCGUGGAUGGGCCAGCUGCUGGCAGCCAUAGCUCGCAAAGGUCAGAUUGAGGAGCUGUACUUGGGUAGCAACCAAAUUGAGGGCAGCCAUUCUGAAUUGGAACUUAUCAAAGUCCUGAACCAGUGCAAAAACCUCAAGAGGUUGGACCUUCGUUCCUGUAGUCUGCGUAGCCAAGUUGUUUCUAGCGAGAACUUUAUUUCUGCCAUCCGCAACCAUAAGAGUUUGGAAUUUCUCUGUCUGAAGGGGAAUCGCCUGGGUAAGUCGAUUGUCAUAAUUAUUGGAUUUUUCUAUCUCUGA
Molecule: messenger RNA, 3540 nt
Organism: Acanthosepion pharaonis
Lineage: Eukaryota; Metazoa; Mollusca; Cephalopoda; Sepiida; Sepiidae
Source: the annotation of a GenBank genome assembly